Molecule: messenger RNA, 1668 nt
Organism: Talaromyces proteolyticus
Lineage: Eukaryota; Fungi; Ascomycota; Eurotiomycetes; Eurotiales; Trichocomaceae
Product: kinase-like domain-containing protein
Exons: 3
Coding region: 238-1509 (423 amino acids)
Biological process (GO): vacuolar protein processing; regulation of vacuole fusion, non-autophagic; protein phosphorylation
Cellular component (GO): Golgi apparatus; cytoplasm
Molecular function (GO): protein serine/threonine kinase activity; ATP binding
Source: RefSeq, a predicted model, not a curated record
UCCAAUCCCACACGGCAUGAUCAUGCCGUCAAUUACAUAUAUUUAUUGAUCGUAACAGUUGUGUCUUUCUCCUAUUCCCUAAAUUACAACCACCCCCGGCCACUGCCGCUUACAGCCUCUUGACUGCUGCGACCGCCGGGAUUAGCUCUGGAAGCUUCGUCUCCUGUCGCCCAGUCGACUAUUUCAACAGCAACCGGUGCUGCCGCCGCACCCCGAAGGAGAAGAACAAUCGACAAGAUGGCGCAAUAUCUUUUUGACCUCCUGUACACGUUGACAGACUGCAUGUGCUGCUUCCCCAGCUCUCCGCAGCUCAAGAUCAACAGCCGCAGCUUCAAGCUGCUGCGCUUGCUCGGCGAGGGUGGCUUUUCAUACGUGUAUCUCGUGCAGGACAAAAACACCUCGGAACUAUUCGCGCUGAAGAAGAUUCGCUGCCCGUUUGGCCAGGAAUCGGUGUCGCAGGCGUUGAAGGAAGUCGAGGCGUACAGUUUAUUCACGCCGAAUGUCAACAUCAUCCGCUCCUUCGAUCAUUGCGUGACGACCGAGUCGGGGUCGAAGUUCCGUGGUGGUGACGAUGAGGGCAGCUCGAAGACGGUUUAUAUUCUGUUACCGUACUACCAGCGCGGGAACCUGCAGGAUGCGAUCAACGCCAACCUCGUCAACCAUACCAAGUUUCCGGAGAAGGAGCUGCUGUCGCUGAUGCUCGGCGUCGCAAAGGCGCUCAAGGCGAUGCAUCAGUAUAAGGUGAAGAGUGGUUCGGGGGCUACGCGUCAAGCAAAGGCGGUGCGAGGCGAAGGCGAGCAGGCUGAUGAGGAGCUGUCCAGGAGGAUGGGGAAGCCGAAGAGAAGGAAUACACAUGGGAUCGAUGAUGAUGUGGAGCAAGAGCCUUUGAUGGAUGACGAGGUGACUCGCAGCCAGGAGGGAGUUGGCGAGGGAGAUUUCCGACCCUACGCCCACCGCGAUAUCAAACCAGGCAACAUCAUGAUUGACGAUGAUGGCCGCACGCCUAUUCUAAUGGAUCUCGGAUCCUUGGCCCCCAGCCCCAUCGCGAUCACAUCGCGAUCUCUUGCAAUCGCCGUCCAGGAUACGGCGGCGGAGCACAGCACAAUGCCAUACCGAGCGCCAGAACUGUUUGACGUGAAGACCGGAUCGAUCAUCGACACAAAGGUCGAUAUUUGGUCCCUCGGCUGCACAUUGUACGCGUGCUUGGUGGGCAAAAGUCCAUUCGAGGCCCGAAGCGAGGAAACCGGAGGUAGCUUGAGCAUGUGUGUUCUUGGUGGCGACUGGAGGUUCCCCGACGAAGCAUCAACCACGGCGAAAGGAAAAUCAAGAGUCAACACGCAAGAUGGAGGCGCCUCAUCUCAAAAUAGCAGUGAGGGCGGGAUCAGCGAGCCCAUUAAGGAUAUCGUCAGAAAGUGUCUCCAGGUUGAGCCGGCGGACCGUCCGGAAAUUGACGAGCUGAUCCAGCUCAUUUCAGAUACCAUCAAACAGCUGCCGGAUGGGGCUGAAUGAAAGACACGUCUUGUAAAAACAAACCAUUAGCUAUUGUUUCAGCCUGCUUUUGCCAGGCUUGUAUGGUGUGAUAUUCGUUUGGUGUUGGCGUUUCAUUAGGCAAUAAUCUGCAUAUACACCUUUGUCGCCCUUAAAUAUUUGAGAACGAAGUCUUAACCC